This is a messenger RNA of Penicillium oxalicum, 984 nucleotides long. RefSeq lists its product as uncharacterized. The record is from RefSeq and is a predicted model, not a curated record. The coding region runs from base 1 to 984 and encodes 327 amino acids. Gene Ontology annotation, molecular function: hydrolase activity. Lineage: Eukaryota; Fungi; Ascomycota; Eurotiomycetes; Eurotiales; Aspergillaceae. The transcript has 2 exons.
AUGGCAAUUCCCUCGGACCCGAAGCUCAAUGGCUUCGAUAUUAUCCAGACCAACUAUAAGUCCGUUGGCAACCAUGGCAUUCGCACUGAUAUCUUGAUUCCGCAAACUGAGUACGCUGGCGCAAGACCAUUGAUUGUCCGCGUCCAUGGCGGUGGCCUGAUGAUGGGUGACUCCCUAUACAUGGACUGGUGGCCACACUGGGUCUCCGACCUCGCCAUCCAAAAGAACGCCAUCAUCAUCAGCCCCAACUACCGCCUGCUUCCAGAAGCGACUAGCGCCGACAUCUACGCCGACCUAGAAGAUUUCUGGACAUGGCUACACUCCCCAGCUCUCACCAACCUCCUAGCAAACCACAAAACACCCACAAAGCUCGAUCUCGACCGUAUCUUCGUCACCGGUGAAUCUGCCGGCGGCCUGCUCAGUUUGUACCUAACGCUCACACAUGCAGAUGAAAUCCGCGCGGCCUCAUCUGCAUAUCCAUGUGUGGCUCUAGAUGCGGACUCAUUCAUCAAAUCCCGGGCUAACCCGCCAUUCGGAAGUAAUUUCCCGGAAUCAAUGGUUGAGGAGAACUUCAAGGCUGCGGUGCUGGGCACUUCUAAGUCUUCUAUCACGUCGGGAGAAAGUCUAACGUUUAUGCUUGGUGCUGUCCAGCAUGGAUAUCUUUCGAAGUAUUAUCGGCGUGAUGCUGAGGGUGUUGCAAAGGAGGUGUUGUAUCCCAUGGCUCGAUUGGAGAGUCCUGAUUUUAAGAUUCCACGUGGUGGAAUUGCGAUGCUUCAUGGGCGGCAGGAUAGUGUUGUGCCGUUGGGGGAUGUUGAGUUGUUUGUGGAGCGGGCCAAUGAGGUUCUUAAAACGAGAUCGGGUCAGGACGCAGGUGUUACUUUGACUGUGAGGGAUGGUGAGCAUGGCUUUGAUGGGCCGGUUCGGCUUGAGGAGGUGUGGCUUCAGGAUGUUAUGCGCAGGGCUAUUAGUGUUUGGGUGGAAUAA